Messenger RNA from Cyprinodon variegatus (sheepshead minnow), 2812 nucleotides. RefSeq names its product YTH N(6)-methyladenosine RNA binding protein 3 (gene ythdf3). Gene Ontology annotation, cellular component: cytoplasm. The record is from RefSeq and is a predicted model, not a curated record. The coding region runs from base 214 to 1950 and encodes 578 amino acids. The transcript has 5 exons. NCBI's taxonomy places the organism in Eukaryota, Metazoa, Chordata, Actinopteri, Cyprinodontiformes, Cyprinodontidae. Gene Ontology annotation, molecular function: mRNA binding; N6-methyladenosine-containing RNA reader activity. Gene Ontology annotation, biological process: mRNA destabilization.
GAAACAGCGCAGCAAAGAAGAAGAGGUCGGAAGUAGAGAAGUUGCUGCGUGAUUGUGACUGUCAUGUGGAGGGUUCGUUUGUAACAUGACUCAGAGCGUCACAGGCGGAAGGUCACGGAGCAGUAGGUCUGAACGGAAGCAGGAGUAAAGAGUCUAUCCGCCAUUGUGGAAAUAAGAACCAAAGGACAAGGAAAUAAAGUUCAAAACGGAUCCAUGCAUCAAAAAGAUGGUGUGAACGAUGAUGACUUUGAGCCUUACAUAAGCGGCCAGACAAAUCAGAGUAACAGCUAUCCACCAAUGUCUGAUCCUUACAUGCCCAGCUAUUAUGCGCCAUCCAUCGGUUUUCCUUAUUCUCUGGGAGAAGCUGCUUGGUCCACAGCUGGAGAUCCACCAAUGCCCUACCUUACUACUUAUGGACAGAUGAGCAACGGGGAACCACACUUUAUCCCUGAUGGCAUUUUUAGCCAGCCCGGAGCCCUAGGAAACACCCCUCCAUUUCUCGGGCAGCAUGGCUUCAAUUUUUUUCCUGGUAGUGCAGACUUUUCCACCUGGGGUACCAGUGUCUCUCAGGGUCAGUCAACUCAGAGCUCUGUCUACAGUAACAGCUAUGGCUACGCACCCAGCUCAUUGGGUCGGGCAAUCACUGAUGGACAGACGGGCUUUGGAAGUGACUCUCAGCUCAGUAAGGUCCCGAUGCUGAACAGCAUUGAGCAAGGUAUGACAGGGCUAAAGCUGGGUACGGACAUGGUGGCAGCUGUCACCAAAACCGUUGGCUCACCUUUAGGGGGCUCUGUGGGCAUGAACAGCACGGCGGCCAAUAAUCUUCCCCCCUCUGUCAAUUCAUCUGCACCUAAACCCGCCACCUGGGCAGCAAUUGCUAAGAAGCCGGCCAAACCCCAGCCCAAGGUGAAACCCAAAGCCAACAUGGGGAUUGGGGGAGGCACCGCCAUUCCCCCACCUCCGAUUAAGCACAAUAUGAACAUUGGUACCUGGGAUGAUAAGGGCUCUUUAAACAAACCCCCAUUAGCUCAGACAAUGAUGCCCCCACAAACUCUGGUGCAGCCUGGACUUUUAGCUCAGCCCUUAUUGCAGAACCCCUUGCCCCAUCAAACUCCACACCAACCCCAACAUCAACACCAGCCCUUCCACCUCCAAACUAUCCAGUCACCCCAACACCCUCUGUCUCAUGGCCCUCCCCACCUACACCUCCCUUCCCAACCCGGUCUCCCCCAGCACCUUCAUCAACAGCCACCUCAGCAGCUUGGCCCACCCCCCAACCGUUGGGUUGCCCCCAGGAACCGCGGUGAGGGCUUUGGUUUGGGGGGUGGAGUUCCACUGAGUGCCUCCCCUUGCUCCGGAGAAGUGCACCCUGUGCUGGAGAAACUCCGAUCCAUCAACAACUACAACCCCAAAGACUUUGACUGGAACUUGAAAAAUGGACGUGUUUUCAUUAUCAAGAGCUACUCAGAAGAUGACAUCCACCGUUCAAUCAAGUACUCUAUCUGGUGUAGUACAGAACACGGGAACAAGCGCCUGGAUAGUGCCUACCGUUCGCUGUGCAACAAGGGGCCCUUGUACUUGUUGUUCAGUGUCAAUGGCAGCGGGCAUUUCUGCGGCGUGGCCGAGAUGCGCUCGCCAGUGGACUACAACGCCUACGCAGGAGUCUGGUCUCAGGACAAGUGGAAGGGCAAGUUUGAGGUGAAGUGGAUUUUCAUCAAGGAUGUGCCCAACAACCAGCUGCGUCAUAUCCGGCUGGAGAACAAUGACAACAAGCCAGUGACCAACUCUAGGGACACUCAGGAAGUGCCUCUGGAGAAGGCCAAACAAGUGCUUAAAGUUAUUGCCUCCUAUAAGCAUACCACCUCAAUCUUUGACGACUUUGCACAUUACGAGAAACGUCAGGAAGAGGAGGAGGCUUUGAGGAAGGAGCGCAGCAGGAAUAAACAGUAACCUUCUAGCAAGUCCUCUGCUAGGCAACACUAACGAUGAAGGACCUUAAAUGAAAUUAGCCUAACCCCACGGUGGAGGGCCUGUCGCGGUCUGUCCUCCCAAGACGACAAUGUAUCUGAAAAGCUUGAAUGCGACAUUAGUUGGACUCAUCCUGUAUCUGUUGAUUGGUGCAUCAGACCCCAUGUUCACGAGGAAAAAGAGUGAGAUCUGUCUUUUAAGCACUUUCAGUCCUUCUAAACAGCCUCUGCCAAUACCCUUAACUAUCUAACGCUCUUCUUUGAUUAUUUUUUGUUUGAGCUUCUAACCUAUUAACUAGAGAAGUCAUUGAUUUCAUUGAUUUUAUGUUUUUCCUCAUUUGUAUUAUAACCUCCAAUGUUUGGGAUAUGGUGAGCUUGAUCUGGCCCUGAAGAGGUUUAAUAAUGUGGAAAAUUACUCAAUCUGGAAGAAUCUCUGUCUGGUCCUUCCAGAUUAAGAAUAGGGAAAAUAGACGGGUUUGGGAGGAAACGAUUAGAAAAGAGCCACAAUCAUAUGGUCUGUCCUACCUUUGCCCCUUUCUUUCUGUAUCUUUUUUUCUGUGUAUGAAAAGCUUAUGAUUAUGCAGCUGGCCGAUGAACCGCCAGCUUACGCACCUUUUUUUUUUUUUUUUUUUCUUCAUGUAAUUCUGUCAUUCUAAAGUGCUUUUGUCUGAGGAGAAAACCUGCUGCUUUGCCAGAGUUGGCGUUGAACCUUUGGGAGAUACCUCCACCGUCAGCUAAUCGGCAAAGGCAACAUGGGUAAUGGAACCAUCAACUGCAAAGAUGUGAUGGUUUUCUCCUAUUGGUAACUCACUAGCUAAAUAAAAAAUGACUUAUGUUUAGCGCUA